AUGAAGAAUGUUCCUUAUGCAUCUGCUAUUGGAAGUUUGAUGUAUGCUCAAGUUUGUACAUGGUCUAACAUUGCUUAUGUUAUUAGUGUACUUGGGAGAUACUUGAGCAAUCCUGGUGAAGCGCAUUCGGUAGCUGCCAAGAAAAUCAUGAGAUAUCUACAAGGUACCAAAGAUUUCAUGCUUACUUACAGAAGAUCUGAUUCUCUUGAUAUGGUUGGCUACCCUGAUGUAGAUUUUGCAGGAUGUCCAGAUGACCUCAAGUCUACAUCUGGAUAUGUUUUCCUCAUGGUUGGUGGAGCUAUAUCUUGA
Molecule: messenger RNA, 309 nt
Organism: Telopea speciosissima
Lineage: Eukaryota; Viridiplantae; Streptophyta; Magnoliopsida; Proteales; Proteaceae
Product: secreted RxLR effector protein 161-like
Exons: 1
Coding region: 1-309 (102 amino acids)
Source: RefSeq, a predicted model, not a curated record